CAGUACCAGCUCCGUUGAUGGACGGCGGAGUAGAGGUUGUCAACCUUCACGAGUACAUCGUGAAGAUUGACCGCGAGUUCAAGACGCAAUGGUACGACGACAUCGACGCACCAUUGCUAUACAUACGCAUUCAUAUCGGUGAGGCGACCUGCAGUGCCUUGAUCGAUUGCGGAGCAUCUCGCAACUACAUCAGCCAGGACUUCAUGGUGCGCGCCGGCCUUGGCCCACGUGUCCGGAGGAAGUCCCAGCCUACGCAAGUCACGUUGGCAGACGGUCAUACGCACAAGUCAAUCGACCGGUGCAUUGACGCUGUCCCCGUGUACUUUGCCCCUCACGCAAGUGAGGCGGUGUCCUUUGACAUUCUGGACACCAAAUUUGACAUGAUCUUGGGCAUGGCAUGGCUGCGAAGCGAGGAUCACCCGGUGAACUUCUUCAACCGCACCGUUCACAUUCGUGAUCGGAACGGAGUACUAGUUCCAUGCACGGUGCCUCUUCCUCAUCCUUCUAUCAACUGCCACGUGGUAUCCGCCGCAAGCAUGCGAGCAUCCAUCAUCAGAGACGACAUCGAGGAGAUGGGKGURUGUUUUCYCSACGCCCUCCCGCCCCGAGACGCUUCAUCGACGGACUCAUCUUCGGAUCCACGCAUCACCGAGCUUCUCGACGCUUACAGCGACGUGUUCGAAGGCCCGCACGGAGUAACGAUCAGGAACGCCGGCCCUCUCCCACGCAUCGACGACCUUCUCGAGCGAUUGGGCGGCGCCCAGUUCUUCUCUAAGCUGGAUCUCAAGUCAGGGUACCACCAACUCGAGAUUCGCAAGGAGGAUCGCUACAAGACCGUGUUUAAGACACGGUAUGGGCAUUUCGAAUGGCUGGUCAUGUCGUUUGGCCUUACGAAUGCCCCAGCCACUUUCCAAGCGGCUAUGACAACGGAGUUCCAACACAUGCUGGAUCGGUUUGUACUCAUCUACCUCGACGACAUCUUGGUGUAUAGUCGGAGUUUGGACGAGCAUGUGGAACACCUGCGCACGUCGGAGUUUGGACGAGCAUGUGGAACACCUGCGCACCGUUUUGGAGCGGCUACGACAAGCCAAGUUAAAAGCAAACCGCGACAAGUGCGAGUUCGCACAGCAGGAGCUGGAAUACUUGGGACACUAUGUGACGCCGCAAGGCAUCCGUCCGCUUGCGGACAAGAUCGAGGCCCUACGAGUAUGGCCCGAGCCCACCAACACCAGGGACGUUCGUUCAUUCAUGGGAUUGGCGGGCUACUAUCAACGAUUCAUCACCGGAUACUCCAGGAUUGYUGCACCUAUGACGAGGUUACAGUCGCCAAAGGUGCCAUUCGUAUUCGAUGAUGCCGCACGCCGGUCAUUCUAAGCACUUAAGACG
Messenger RNA from Chara braunii, 1386 nucleotides. Lineage: Eukaryota; Viridiplantae; Streptophyta; Charophyceae; Charales; Characeae. The record is from the annotation of a GenBank genome assembly.